Molecule: messenger RNA, 1427 nt
Organism: Gossypium raimondii (Peruvian cotton)
Lineage: Eukaryota; Viridiplantae; Streptophyta; Magnoliopsida; Malvales; Malvaceae
Product: OVARIAN TUMOR DOMAIN-containing deubiquitinating enzyme 1
Exons: 10
Coding region: 240-1151 (303 amino acids)
Biological process (GO): protein K48-linked deubiquitination
Cellular component (GO): nucleus
Molecular function (GO): cysteine-type deubiquitinase activity; ubiquitin binding
Source: RefSeq, a predicted model, not a curated record
CUUUCUUUAUUGUUUAAAGAAACAAUAUAUUCUAAGUACAUAAUUAAAAAAAUAAAAUCAAGGUAGUCGCCACUCGCCACCAGGAAGGGGAAAAUUCCCUUGUAAAACACUUUGCUUUCGAUCUGAGAAUUUGCCAAGAGAAAUCAAAUCCUAUAUCUUCAAUUUCUGAUAGAAAAUUCACGCCACGAGGCAUAGGUUAUUGAAAAAUCUGCAAGUACUUGAAUUUGUGUGAAGGAAAGAUGCAAAAUCAGGAUGGAGCGGUAGCUGAUAGGGAAAAGGAAUCUGCUGUAUCCAUUCCCAUUUCUGAAGUUGAUGACUGGGCAAAUUUCGCAGAUGAUGAUAUCAUGCAGCAACAAUCUGCCAUUCAUGCUGAGGAGGCCAAGAAAAUUCCAUUUGUUGGUGACAAGGAAGCACUCUCUAUGUUGGCAGCUGAAUAUGAAUCAGGAAGUCCUAUAUUGCUAGAAAAAAUAAAGGUGCUUGAUCAGCAAUAUGCAGCCAUUAGAAGAACGCGAGGAGAUGGAAACUGCUUUUUCCGGAGUUUUAUGUUUUCAUACCUUGAACAUAUUUUGGAAUCUCAAGACCGUGCUGAGGUUGAUCGUAUCAAAGGCAAUGUUGAAGAAUGUAGAAAGACACUUCAGAGCUUAGGCCACACAGAUUUUACAUUUGAGGACUUUUUUUCGUUAUUCCUUGAGCAGCUGGAAUGCGUUCUUCAAGGAAAUGAAGAUUCCAUAAGUCAGGAUGAAUUAAUACUAAGGAGUCGAGAUCAGUCAAUUUCCGACUAUGUUGUAAUGUUCUUCAGGUUUGUUACCUCUGGUGAAAUACGAAAGCGAUCAGAGUUUUUCGAACCCUUUAUUUUGGGAUUAACAAAUGCAACAGUGGAACAGUUUUGCAAGUCAUCCGUAGAGCCAAUGGGUGAAGAGAGUGAUCAUGUGCACAUUACUGCCCUUUCAGACGCUCUGGGCGUGCCAAUUCGUGUUGUGUACCUUGAUCGGAGCUCUUGUGACAUUGGUGGUGUUAGUGUAAACCAUCAUGAUUUUCUUCCUACUUCGGGCGAUAAGUCAAAUGCUAAAGGUGGUAGCACUGUCCCUGUCAAGCCUUUUAUUACCUUGCUAUAUCGUCCAGGCCACUAUGACAUUCUCUAUCCAAAGUGAUGCAUUUGCAUUUUCUGGUUGUUGACAAUGUCCUAAUCAGUGGUCCUUGGGGGAAAAUUUACCUUGCAGGCUGACGUGUGACUGUAAUGCAAACGCAUACACUCGUUAUUCGGAUGUUACUCAUGCUUCUAAACUCUUUAUGUGCUUCUUAACUGUGUGGUAUGAACAAAAGGUUUCCUCAAGACUUGGAACUUUGUAUCUUCCUAUUGAGAAUAGCCUCACCCAGAAUCUAUGUGAAAUUGCAUCCAUCCAAAUAUAAAAUUUUCAUUCUGCAAA